GAAAGCAGUCCAUACAUGAUCAGGAGCCGUAAAGGUGUUGCUCGCUGAAUCCCAGCCUAUACCAGUACGUUGAAGCAACGUUGUAAAGGCAUGCAUAAUACUUUUGCUUCAGUCAGUCUACCUCCUUCAAACCUCUCAACACCCAAUCUAAUAUGAAGCUUAUUCGCCAACUCUGCGUCUAUUUCCUCCCAGUCACACCUUCUGAGCGACGGUGUCAGUGUCUUCCUAAACCUCUCAACCAAAAUCUCAAGGAAGACAAGCUCCAUCUCUUUGGUCCACUUCACCCUAUCGCUUUUUCCCCCACCCUGUGAAGCCAUCCACUACUAGAGAAGUGAAACUCCAUGGAUAAGCAUCAAUUGGAUAUAAGCAAAUGGGAACUAUCAUCAUAGUACCAGCAGCGUAGGGAAGCUGUAGUAAAACUGAACCAUGCCAAGCAAUGAUAAUCCCAACAGGGCAGCAAAAUUAAAAAAAAAGCAGGAGCAGAAAGGCAGAGCUGUCGAGAAAAGCAGGAAGGAAGAGAUGAGGUUCCGACAGGCGUAGCUGCGGAGAAAAAGCACGGGGCUGAGUUGGGUUCACCUACGCAGACUGGGCCUUUAAUUCAAAAUUUGUCUCUUUGCCUCUUGUACGGAAAAAGCCUGUUCUCUACUUUUGUCCACAUGCAGCUUCUGCCUUGGGGAGGCAAAUGGAGUGGGAAAGGAGUUUCCGCCGGAAGGCGAGGAAAGGAGAGGCGGGGCUGGCGGCCGAGAUGGAUGUUGACAAAUUCUCGACUUUGCCCGAGCAUGUCCAGCAUCACAUCCUCUCCUUCAUACCGAGCAUCGAGGAAGUAGCGAAUACCAGUUUGGUGUCGAAGUCGUGGUUGGGGACCUGGCGAUCGUUCCUGAUUACCGACUUCAAACCAUGGCUCAUCCUACCGGACGCGGAUGUCAGCGACUUCAUGGAAACCGGGCUCGGCGAGUACGGUAAGAGUUUCGUCAAGUUCGUGGACGGUGCCCUGAUGAGGUCCCGCGAGGGGAUGCCGAGGUUCGGGUUCUUUGUGAACGCGGAGUUGGCUCCUCACCUCGAUCGAUGGUUAGGUAUGGCCUUAGACUGUCACGUUAAGGAGCUAAGCAUAAACAUCAUGUCCGAUUUGCCAUACUCGAUUCCCGCAAGGGUUUUAUCUGCUCACUUCAUCAAGACCUUAACAUUGACUGGUGGGGUAGAGAUUGAUGGGAUUAGUGCCGUGAGCCUUCCGUCUCUGCGAUUGCUUCAUUUGGUAUGUACUCUUAUUGACAAUCAGAUGUUUCAGAGACUCCUCGGCGGCUGCCCUUUACUUGAAGAUCUUUCUUUGUGCUCCUGCGGUCUCUUAUCUGAGAUCAAAGUUCCAAAUCUCCAUUAUCUCGAGAGAGUAACGGUGGCUGGGAUGGGCCCUGAGAUUAAGGUUGUCAGUAUUGAAGCCCCGGGCUUGGAAAGCUUUAAGCUUGAUCGCGGAUACCAAUAUGUGCGUGUACGGGACAUUGGUUUAGCAGUUCAUGUAAGUCCAAAUGUCAGGGGGACAAGGAUUCAAUACAGCCAAUCGAAUAGCCGUCGGCUAGUCGAAUUCAGCUCAUCCACAAGAGAUUGCAACAUUGACACCAACAAAGUUGUAUACAACAUAACAACCAUUACAUAUAUGCAAAACUUCACUGUUAAUAAGCUCUGCUAGCAGCAGUUCCCUUCGGCCCUUGAUCAGAGAAAGUUGCUCGCCCAAAGCAAAACCCGAUGACCUACAACUCAAGAUGAGCCUUGUGACAACACACAGAUGUUCACCAUGCAGCGGUUCCCUCUGGUAUCACCUCCAGAUCGUCAUCCUACCGAGAAACAACCAAUACAUAACAGAGCCAUCAUGCUUUAUGCUGUAAAAUUGCUUUGGUUUCUUCUAUUUCUUCAUUUCUAUAUGCAUUCCACCAGUACCGCCUUUUCCUUCCCUCAA
Punica granatum (pomegranate) is the source of this 1948-nucleotide messenger RNA. The record is from RefSeq and is a predicted model, not a curated record. Lineage: Eukaryota; Viridiplantae; Streptophyta; Magnoliopsida; Myrtales; Lythraceae.